AUGAGCACUGUUGAGAAUUUACCUUUUCGGAUUGUAGACGAGAUUCCAUUGAGACUCCACAUGUGGUGGAGUGACCUAGGGGAGGUCGGUCAGCGUUCCGUGACCAAGGCACUGGGUGGUCUCAUCGGUCUUUUGAUGAUUAAGCCAAUGGUUGAUCUGAUCGAGGCAUUGAUACCGUUCUGGGACACAACACAUAAUGUUUUUCAUUUCUCGGAUUUUGAGUUGACUCCUAUGCUUGAGGAGAUAACAGGUUAUGACGGAUAUGACAGGGGUCUUAGGCAUCAGUAUCGAGUAGCCCCGAGAGCUGUGACCCCUCAAGAAGUUUUGGAACUUUUGAGCAUUAACCGACAAGUUAAGAAAGAAAAUUUGGCCGAAGGUUAUUGUACCUUCCACUUUCUGUACAGCUGGAAAGAAAAGCAAGUGGGAGUCGCGCAGAGGUUUAGCCUUCAUAGUCGCAUUUUGGGCACUCUGAUAUUCCCAAAGGAGGACGGACAUAUAGAGUUGGGCCUUGUAGGGGUGGCUGACUUUCUGGACAAGAAGGCCAAUGGUACUCUCGUGCCAAUGAUCAUCAAAGAGAUUUAUCGAGCUCAACCACUUGUCGACCUGAAAUUCUUUGAGGGUUGUAAUCUGUUAUUGCAAAUGUGGCUUGUGGAGCAUCUUUGUUAUCGUCCUAGAUACAUGAACUAUGGGCUAACCAGACUUAGUUUCAUUGAGGAGUACGAAAAUAGGGUAAGUGGCUAUGAGUUGCCGGAGGAUGCUGAGGCUUGGUUCACACGUCUGUGUUCGCUAACUAUAAAUCAAAUUGAGUGGACUUUCAGUUGGCUUUCAGUCAAAGAAGUUAUCUACAUUUCUACCGAUGUGUGCUUUCUGCUAUUGAUGGGUCUUCGGAGUAUUCAGCCUUACACUCCACAUCGGGUUCUACGCCAGUUAGGAAGGUAUCAAAUGAUCCCUCAUGAUGAGGAUCUGAGUACAUAG
Molecule: messenger RNA, 975 nt
Organism: Nicotiana attenuata
Lineage: Eukaryota; Viridiplantae; Streptophyta; Magnoliopsida; Solanales; Solanaceae
Exons: 2
Coding region: 1-975 (324 amino acids)
Source: RefSeq, a predicted model, not a curated record